This is a messenger RNA of Trichoderma harzianum CBS 226.95, 755 nucleotides long. RefSeq lists its product as hypothetical. The coding region runs from base 180 to 461 and encodes 93 amino acids. Lineage: Eukaryota; Fungi; Ascomycota; Sordariomycetes; Hypocreales; Hypocreaceae. The record is from RefSeq and is a predicted model, not a curated record. The transcript is spliced from 2 exons.
CAAGGAAAAAUUAUUAUCAGCCUCCAUCCCAUUCAAUCGAUUCUACAUACAACCGGAUUUACCGCCCUUCUUCCUUUACGACGAACACAUACUCCGGCCACCUUCCUUUACAAGGGAAAUCUGAUUUCUAUUCACGAAUAUACACGAGUCUUUGAGGGAAAAGCUUCUUGUUGCCCGCCAUGAACGCCGCACAGACUGGAAUCGAGAACCUCGAUCUCGAAAAGCUCAACGAUAAAGAUAAGACGGAGCUGCGCCAGUUUCUUGCGAAUGAGCAGCAGCGAUCGCAGAUUCAGGCCCAGACGCACAACUUGACGCAGAUUUGCUGGAAAAAGUGCGUGACAGGCAACAUCAAGGGCGCGAAGCUGGAGAAGGGCGAGGAAGGGUGCUUGGCGAACUGCGUGGAUCGGUUUUUGGAUAUUAAUUUCUUGACGAUGAAGCAUUUGAAUAACAUGCGUUCAUAAUAGAAGCUUGAGGUUGGAAUUGGGGAGGUGGGUUGUACGAUUAUGUAUGAUGCUAUGUAUUGUGCUAUGAGGAUAUGGAUAUGGUUAUGUGGAAUGGGAAUUAGACAUUCUUCUUUCUAUUUGAUUUGAUUGUCAUAACGUGGAGAACCAUUGAGAAAGGUUGUGAGUUUGAGGAUGAUGGGAUUACUUCACUUGAGCUUAACACUAUUCAACUACGCGGUGGGAAGAAUUGAAACAUAGAUCAAGUAUGGAAGAGUAUCACGGCAAACAUUGGAAAUUGUCAUCACUUCCCGU